This is a messenger RNA of Oncorhynchus keta (chum salmon), 1967 nucleotides long. RefSeq names its product signal transducer and activator of transcription 2-like. Lineage: Eukaryota; Metazoa; Chordata; Actinopteri; Salmoniformes; Salmonidae. The transcript is spliced from 5 exons. Bases 190 to 1095 code for a protein of 301 amino acids. The record is from RefSeq and is a predicted model, not a curated record.
CCUUGCCCCCAGGCUGGCCUUCAAAGAGCCCUUGCUAGAGAGAGCACUGUUGGUUUGCAACCAUGCGGGGUCGCUCCAGGAAUUGGCCAGCAGAGACAGGGGUCGGAGUGACAGGACCUAGGCUCGCUGCAGCAAGGGGAUCUGGGAUUGGACCAACAACAGGAAGUGUUGUGGGUAGAUACAUUUAAGAUGACUUGUGUCCAGGUCUCUCUUGAGCCUUGUGUCCAGAUCUCUCUUGAGCCUUGUGUCCAGAUCUCUCUUGAGCCUUGUGUUCAGAUCUCUCUUGAGCCUUGUGUCCAGGUCUCUCUUGGGCCUUGUGUUCAGAUCUCUCUUGGGCCUUGUGUCCUGGUCUCUCUUGGGCCUUGUGUUCAGAUCUCUCUUGAGCCUUGUGUCCUGGUCUCUCUUGAGCCUUGUGUCCAGGUCUCUCUUGAGCCUUGUGUCCAGGUCUCUCUUGAGCCUUGUGUCCAGAUCUCUCUUGAGCCUUGUGUCCAGGUCUCUCUUGAGCCUUGUGUUCAGAUCUCUCUUGGGCCUUGCGUCCUGGUCUCUCUUGAGCCUUGUGUCCUGGUCUCUCUUGAGCCUUGUGUCCUGGUCUCUCUUGAGCCUUGUGUCCUGGUCUCUCUUGAGCCUUGUGUCCUGGUCUCUCUUGAGACUUGUGUCCAGGUCUCUCUUGAGCCUUGUGUCCAGGUCUCUCUUGAGCCUUGUGUCCAGGUCUCUCUUGAGCCUUGUGUCCAGGUCUCUCUUGAGCCUUGUGUCCAGGUCUCUCUUGAGCCUUGUGUUCAGAUCUCUCUUGGGCCUUGUGUCCUGGUCUCUCUUGAGCCUUGUGUCCAGGUCACGCUUGAGCCUUGUGUCCAGGUCACGCUUGAGCCUUGUGUCCAGGUCUCUCUUGAGCCUUGUGUCCUGGUCUCUCUUGAGCCUUGUAUCGAGGUCUCUCUUGAGCCUUGUGUCCAGGUCUCUCUUGAGCCUUGUGUCCAGGUCUCUCAUGAGCCUUGUGUCCUGGUCUCUCUUGAGCCUUGUAUCGAGGUCUCUCUUGAGCCUUGUGUCCAGGUCUCUCUUGAGCCUUGUGUCCAGGUCUCCUUGAGUCCAUGUCUCUUGUGAUAGAAAAAGUACAUAUUUACCUGAUUUGUUUGAUAUUAAUAGUUAACGGUUAUGUACUUAACAAAAAGUAGGACAUUUAUGUUCUGUUUAAUUAUGUUUCUGUUAAGAGAUGGUUUCCACUCUAGCUUCCUGCAGUUUGUCUGGGCAUAUGUUCAAGGAAAUUAGAUUUUGCUAGAGAUAGAUUGAGCUGACAAUGACUUGGUGAUUUAAAACCUAAAGCUGGCAUUCCAUAGACAAUAUGUGGUAUGUGUGACUCGAGAUAGCCUGGAAGAGUUUAGAACAAUGCCUCAUUGUCUCAUCGUCCUGGCAUCUGGGUGACAAAGCCGGGUUGGGGUAAAACAACACCCCAUGCAGACAACCAGGAGACUGAGCAGCCAGACCAGUCAGUAAGACGGACCAGCCAGACCAGUCAGUAAGACGGACCAGCCUGACCAGUCAGUAAGACGGACCAGCCUGACCAGUCAGUAAGACGGACCAGCCUGACCAGUCAGUAAGACGGACCAGCCAGACCAGUCAGUAAGACGGACCAGCCAGACCAGUCAGUAAGACGGACCAGCCUGACCAGUCAGUAAAACGGACCAGCCUGACCAGUCAGUAAGACGGACCAGCCAGACCAGUCAGUAAGACGGACCAGCCAGACCAGUCAGUAAGACGGACCAGCCAGAAAGACGGACCAGCCUGACCAGUCAGUAAAACGGACCAGCCUGACCAGUCAGUAAGACGGACCAGCCAGACCAGUCAGUAAGACGGACCAGCCAGACCAGUCAGUAAGACGGACCAGCCAGACCAGUCAGGAAGACGGACCAGCCUGACUAAGCAUUUUGAUGUCCUAUAUAAUCUGUUUGAUCAUUUUCAGUUUGGCUGUUGGGUUG